CCGGUGGCGGCGGCGGAGGAGCCCAGGUGGCGCGGGUCCCUGGUUCGGGGCUGGGGACCCCUGGCGAGGAGCCUGGCAAGUCUGGGGACCGGGAGACCGAGUCUCUGCUUCCUUGUCAGCGUCGUCCCUGAGGAUUUGAACUCUAAUGGGUCAGGCAGGGUGGGGGCUUCGGACGUUUUCUGUCCCCGCGUGACGCUGCGUGUUCUCUGGAGACACUGGGGUCGGGGACGCCGCCCUGGGGGACUGGCUGUCCUCGAAACUCUCGGGAGCGCUUUGCCAGCCCCGAGCCGAGGCUGCUGAGAACCAGCCCUCGACCUCUACUUGAGGGUCCUUCCUCUGAAGACGUCACCAGUGUGUGGAGCCUGCCCCACACCCACCCCCUGCCAAACCACGGCCUUUACCUGUGUCUUCCGGUGUUUCCCGUGCGACCCAUCCUGUGGGAGUGCCUCGUGGGCUGCCCCAGAGCUCACCCCACGCUCAUCGGCGCCAAUGGUGAAGAUGACAAGAUCCAAGACUUUCCAGGCAUAUCUGCCCUCCUGCCAUCGGACCUAUAGCUGCAUUCACUGCAGGGCUCACUUGGCCAAUCAUGAUGAACUCAUUUCCAAGUCGUUCCAAGGAAGUCAAGGACGAGCAUACCUCUUUAACUCAGUAGUUAAUGUGGGCUGUGGGCCUGCAGAGGAGCGAGUGUUGCUAACAGGACUACAUGCAGUUGCAGACAUUUACUGUGAAAACUGCAAAACCACUCUGGGCUGGAAAUAUGAACAUGCUUUUGAAAGCAGCCAGAAAUAUAAAGAAGGCAAAUACAUCAUUGAACUAGCACACAUGAUCAAGGACAAUGGCUGGGACUGAUCCGACACCAUCUACCCAACCCAGUGUCCAUGUGAAUGCCAUCUAACUGAACAUUCUACCCAAGCGUGAGAGAGUGACUGAACACUUGGUUCCAUCCAUUUAGGGGCCUUCCCAUCUGGGGCAUCCUCCCACACUGACACCAUCUUUCUGGUGACCGGCCUCUAAAUUGCCGUCUCUCUGUCUCUUUGCUUUGUAUCUGUUUGUGAGUUGAUCCUGGCUUCUCUCUCUGUUCUAGUGUUGGCUGAAAACAAAAACAACAAAAGGAACAGAUCCUUGACCACAUGGCGGCAGCCCACCUUGGAAAGGGCCCCCGGGGCCCAUGCAAGAGCUGCCUGAUGGCCUCUUGUCAGGAAAGCAGUGACGUGGCACGUGGGCAUUAGCAAGAGGGAAAGGGGGGAAUCCCAAGGGUCCUGGGAAUGGGCAGAGGGUGGGAGGGUGGAGGUAGGAACAAAAUUGCACUGCUCCUGGAGACCUGGUAACUUAGGCUUGAAAUAAUCAACCUGUCUAAAAGGACAAAGAGAAAAAAAAUAUACCUCAUGGCUGCAAUAUCUCUGAUCAGAAGCUUCUGUACGUGACACCACGUGUGCCAGGAUAGCAAAUGAGCACAAGCAGUGGCCCUAAUUCUAGCUGACAGGGCAAGAACCUAGUUCUCUUGGGCUGAGCUGGGGCAUGUACUGGCAGCAGUGAGUGAGGUAGGUGAGGCCCUGAUGAGUUCUGAUCUGGUUCCUCACUCGGCCCCUGGGCAAUCAUCUAUGCUUCCUUAGCCACUGCGUGUGAGGACAGAGGACACUGGCAUUUGCAAUGUACGCAAGAUGCAAAUGUCCCAAAGGCUUUGACCAGCAACCAAGUAAAAUCAGGAAUUGAGGCAAGCAGCGAAUAAGAGAGGGGCUGGUGCUUGGGAGCUCCUAAAKAAAUAGCUCAGAUUUUGAGCCAGAAAAAUUAAAAGUAGAAAUAUUAGCAAUGCUGACCGUCUAYCCCUUUUUCCUGACCCUUAGCAAUACUGAUUCGUAUUGCCAGGGGAAGAAGCUGACUGGAACAGUGUGAAGAAUAGUUCAGAUUUGAACCAGUCCAGGUUAGGUGCAUCUUUGCUCUUUGGAUACGCAGUGGCUUUGGUGGGAUCAGCAAUUCUUUGUAGUGUUCAGGGUGUUUUCUCCACCUCCAUGUUGCAGACUGUGGAAGAUAAAGGCCUUGAGCCUAGGGAUCACCUGGUUGGUUACUCUUCUUGGACCUUCAGUGUCUUAUGUGGAGAGAAAUCUGUCAGACUGRUCCAGCAAUGAGGAGGGGUUACAAAUCCCAAUAUUACCCCCUUUCUCCUCCCCCGCCCUAUGCAAUCUUCAGAGCAUUAGGGAAGUGAAGAACAGAUCCCUAUAAGGCGUACAAAAAAARAGUUUGAUCCAUUUCAUCAACACUGUGAAAGUCUCCUGCAGCAGUUCAGCCAGGUACAUGGUGCAGGACUGAAACUCUAAUCUCAUUUCUUAGACUGAAAAUAUUAAGAUGCUUGCAGAUGAGGUAAUUCAAACCUUCUAGUCCUCCAAACAGGCUGCUCCUAUAGGAAAAUUCACCUUAACAGCCUCACAAAGAGUGGGUUCAUGGAGAUAAGAAUUUGUAAAGUUGGUUAAGAGUAAAGCUGCAAACCCUCAGACAUUUUCAGAAUCUCAUCACAACAGAAUGAAAUUCCCAUAAGAAAGGAGUCUACGAUGGAAAUACCUUUUGUGUCUCCAUGUGCUGACUGUAGAAUGGGAGAUUUGAGACAGUCAUGGUCCUGCCCUGCCCCUGGCAGAUGGCAGGAUGACAGAAAACAGGGUAGUUCCAUGUUUGGCAAUAAGCGUGCCUCUCCUCUUUAAAGACAGAAGGAUUUCUAGAAAUUGAAUUUUGGACUGGCAUGGAGACAUACCACUAUAAUCCCAGCAAUUUGGGAGGCUGAGGUAGGAGGAACUCAAGUUCCAGACCAGCCUCAUCAACUUAUUGA
This is a messenger RNA of Urocitellus parryii (Arctic ground squirrel), 2818 nucleotides long. NCBI's taxonomy places the organism in Eukaryota, Metazoa, Chordata, Mammalia, Rodentia, Sciuridae. The record is from RefSeq and is a predicted model, not a curated record.